AUCUUUACCAAGACUAAAAGGGAAAAAAAAUCUUUUAGGAAAACGAAAUCAAGAACUCUGAAGACCCUGAGAGAACACAGCUUCCCCCAGAACAGGGUCGGUUUAUGGAACCUUUAGCCACCAGCGAAGAACAAACUGCGGUCUGUCCCCAGACUCUUCAUGGGCCUCCACCAACAUCAUCCAGCAGUCCUCCAAUCAAGCGACCCAACAUUGAGAAGUCUGUAUCUUUGGUGAAUGAGCAAGAAAAAAUUGCUUCAGAUCUUCAAGGCGGGCACGUAAGAGCACAAGAAAUGGACAACACAAACACCCAAACACAUGAUAACAUGAAGGUACAGGAAUCUCAGGGACAGCAUCAACUUCCAGAACUGUCAUCAUUUGCCACACAAACAACUGUGAGUACGUUCCACACUUUUAAGAUGGCUCCCAGAACACCAUCCUGCAGUUUCCAGACUCUUCAGGUGACUCUAACAGAACCAUCCACCAGAAUCCAAACUCUGCAGAAUCCAGGAUUGACAACUAUACCUACGGAAGCUUCCGAAGAACGUGGUCACCAGAAGGGCCCCAAAGAAGUAGUGGUGUUGAAAGUAACAGAACCAUUUAUUUAUGAGUUCAAAGAAGGCGGGAAGAAGAUGUUUCAUGCUACAGUGGCCACUGAGAGCGAAUUCUUCCGAGUGAAAGUUUUCGACUUCCACUUGAAGGAAAAAUUCAUCCCAAAGACAGUUAUUGCCAUAUCCGAUUAUAUUGGCCGCAACGGGUUCCUGGAGAUAUACAGUGCUUCAAGUGUGUCUCACGUGAGCGCAGACAGAAAGAUGGAGAUCUCGAGUAGACUGAUUAAAAAUGCUAAUGCAACUCCUAAAAUUGAGUAUCUUUGCUCACAAUGUACAGUAAAAUAUGUGAAUGGGGUGUACACAGUGUAUAAGAAAGAUAUGAGGGAAGAUUGCACUUAUUAUGGAAUACGAGAUGAUACAGGGAACAUGGAAGUGGUGGUGUAUGGAUGGAUGACCUAUGUCAACUGUGAGGAAGGAGAUAAAAUUAAUCUCUUCUGUUUUGAAUUGGCUUUCAAUGAAGAUAAGUGGCAGCUUAGAUCUGUAAGGCACAGCUAUAUCAAGGUGGGUGUUCUAUGGGAAUGUCAUUCUUCCAAAUGGAAACUAUUUAAAAAUUUUUUUAUUUUAUUUUUUUAAAUUAUGUGAAUGUAUUUUGACAUAUCAUAUGCACA
Marmota flaviventris (yellow-bellied marmot) is the source of this 1216-nucleotide messenger RNA. NCBI's taxonomy places the organism in Eukaryota, Metazoa, Chordata, Mammalia, Rodentia, Sciuridae. The record is from RefSeq and is a predicted model, not a curated record.